Molecule: messenger RNA, 615 nt
Organism: Pangasianodon hypophthalmus (striped catfish)
Lineage: Eukaryota; Metazoa; Chordata; Actinopteri; Siluriformes; Pangasiidae
Gene: rps16
Product: ribosomal protein S16
Exons: 6
Coding region: 110-550 (146 amino acids)
Biological process (GO): translation; maturation of SSU-rRNA from tricistronic rRNA transcript (SSU-rRNA, 5.8S rRNA, LSU-rRNA)
Cellular component (GO): cytosolic small ribosomal subunit; ribosome
Molecular function (GO): structural constituent of ribosome; RNA binding
Source: RefSeq, a predicted model, not a curated record
GCGCUCCAAUCCUCCACCACACCGUAGAAGAAGUCCCCUCAGCCCGUGCAUCUCGGUGUGAGAAACCCCGUCUCGGUCUCUUCUUCCGGUGCGGUGCUGAACGCGAAUCAUGCCGGCUAAAGGACCUCUGCAGUCUGUCCAGGUGUUUGGGCGCAAAAAAACAGCCACGGCUGUAGCGCACUGUAAGAGAGGAAAUGGGCUGAUUAAAGUGAACGGCAGACCGCUGGAGACCAUCGAGCCGGCCACGCUGCAGUACAAGCUGCUGGAGCCGAUCCUGCUGUUGGGAAAGGAACGCUUCGCUGGUGUUGAUAUCCGAGUGCGUGUGAAGGGCGGAGGACACGUCGCGCAAGUCUACGCGAUUCGUCAGGCCAUCUCCAAAGCCCUGGUCGCUUACUACCAGAAGUAUGUGGACGAGGCGUCUAAGAAGGAGAUAAAGGACAUCCUGAUCCAGUACGAUAGAACUCUGCUGGUCGCUGAUCCACGCCGCUGCGAGUCCAAGAAGUUCGGAGGUCCAGGAGCUCGCGCUCGCUACCAGAAGUCCUACCGUUAACCUCGACACACACUCACACACUCGCUCACACGCUCUUCACCAAAAUAAACCUGAGGAGAAAAACA